AUGGAAAGGCAGCAAUAUGACCUGAACACUUACAAUCAGAGUAACACGUGGAAUGGGACUGUAGUUGGUCCACACAUCGUUGACACGCUGCAGCAGACAGCAUGUGACACAAGACUCGAUCAAGCAGAACAGUUCUUUAGAAGUGGACAUACAAAUAACUGGGCCGUUUUGGUGUGUACAUCUCGAUUCUGGUUUAAUUAUCACAUUGUCCUGAUGCUGGCAGAUGAUAUGGCAUGUAAUCCCAGAAAUCCCAAACCAGCUACUGUGUUUAGUCAUAAAAACAUGGAGCUAAAUGUUUAUGGAGAUGAUGUGGAAGUGGAUUACAGAAGCUAUGAGGUUACUGUAGAAAAUUUCUUGCGUGUAUUAACAGGAAGAAUCCCACCAAGCACACCACGAUCUAAACGUCUUCUUUCUGAUGACAGAAGCAAUAUUCUAAUAUAUAUGACAGGCCAUGGUGGAAAUGGUUUCCUGAAAUUCCAAGAUUCUGAAGAAAUCACAAAUGUAGAACUUGCUGAUGCCUUUGAACAAAUGUGGCAGAAAAGAAGGUACAAUGAAUUGUUGUUUAUUAUUGAUACUUGUCAAGGAGCAUCCAUGUAUGAGCGAUUUUAUUCACCUAAUAUAAUGGCCUUGGCUAGCAGCCAAGUUGGAGAAGAUUCUUUAUCACAUCAACCUGAUCUUGGGAUUGGCGUUCAUCUUAUGGACAGAUACACAUUCUAUGUGCUAGAGUUCUUGGAAGAAAUUCAUCCAGCCAGUCAGACAAAUAUGAAUGACCUAUUUCAGGUUUGUCCAAAAAGUUUGUGUGUUUCCACACCCGGGCACCGAACGGAUCUCUUUCAGCGGGACCCUCAAAAUGUUCUGAUAACUGACUUCUUUGGCAGUGUGAGAAAGGUGGAAAUUACGACAGAGACAAUUUCUUUGGACCGUGACGUAGCUGGUUUUGAAAGCAAGCUUCCAAAGGACGAAUUGGCAACAGAGCCACUAAAAUAUGCUGAACAGCUUCCUGUAGCUCAGAUAAUACACCAGAAACCAAAACAAAAGGACUGGCAUCCUCCCGGAGGAUUUAUUUUAGGACUCUGGGCAUUGAUCAUCAUGGUUUUCUUCAAAACAUAUGGAAUCAAGCACAUGAAACACAUCUUCUGA
Molecule: messenger RNA, 1140 nt
Organism: Charadrius vociferus (killdeer)
Lineage: Eukaryota; Metazoa; Chordata; Aves; Charadriiformes; Charadriidae
Gene: PIGK
Product: phosphatidylinositol glycan anchor biosynthesis, class K
Exons: 11
Coding region: 1-1140 (379 amino acids)
Biological process (GO): proteolysis; protein localization to cell surface; attachment of GPI anchor to protein
Cellular component (GO): GPI-anchor transamidase complex
Molecular function (GO): GPI-anchor transamidase activity
Source: RefSeq, a predicted model, not a curated record